This is a messenger RNA of Epinephelus moara (kelp grouper), 2203 nucleotides long. RefSeq names its product flavin-containing monooxygenase 5-like. Gene Ontology annotation, molecular function: flavin adenine dinucleotide binding; N,N-dimethylaniline monooxygenase activity; NADP binding. The record is from RefSeq and is a predicted model, not a curated record. Lineage: Eukaryota; Metazoa; Chordata; Actinopteri; Perciformes; Serranidae. The transcript is spliced from 11 exons. The coding region runs from base 277 to 1881 and encodes 534 amino acids.
GAGGCCACUCAGAUCCAUUAUGAUAUAGAGCCCUGACAGUGUGGCCCUCUGCCAUCUGGUAGAUUGUCAGGCAAAAGGGUGCUGUGUGUUUGGUUUUGCUCCAGUUCAAUAACCCUGACUCUGCACUGCCUCAGGGGUCGUUUGGGGAUACAGAUUGUUGUGCAUAGUCUCUUUAUUCUCACUCCGCCCACUGCUCAGAUAGACCCAGCACGGAGAAGUUGUUUCCUCAUCCGAAUCGAAGAAGAUCUUGUGUUACUUACAGUGAAAACAUUUGUUAUGACUCGUCGUGUGGCGGUGGUCGGAGGAGGAAGUUCAGGAUUGGCCUGCAUCAAGUGCUGCCUGGAUGAAGGGCUGGAGCCAGUCUGCUUUGAGAGCAGCGAUGACAUUGGUGGUCUGUGGAGGUUUAAGGAGAAUCCAGAGCCAGACAGAGCGAGCAUUUACCACUCUGUCAUCAUCAACACCUCCAAGGAGAUGAUGUGUUUCAGUGACUUUCCCAUCCCUGGUCACUUCCCAAACUACAUGCAUAACUCCCUCAUCAUGGACUACUUCCGGAUGUAUGCUGACCACUUCCAGCUCACCGAGCACAUACGCUUCAAUACCAAAGUCUUGCAGGUGAAGCAGAGAUCAGAUUUUUCUCAUUCAGGCCAGUGGGACGUUGAGAUCGAGAACAAGGACGGCAAAAAGGAGAGACACAUUUUUGAUGCGGUGAUGAUCUGUAUUGGACAUCACUGCCAGCCCAACCUGCCACUGCAUGACUUCCCAGGCAUUGACACCUUCACGGGAAAGUACUUCCACAGCAGAGACUACAAGACUCCUGAGGAGUGGAGGGAUAAAAAGGUUGUAGUGAUUGGGAUAGGAAACUCUGGAGGAGACAUAGCAGUGGAGCUGAGCAGAGUCACCAAGCAGGUCAGGAUGACAUACAGAGAAACCAAAGGAAAAGGGUUGAGCACCACUGCGUUCGUCUCUUGGUCUUAUUUUAAUGAGUGCAGUAUUUAUCAGUUUUUAGUAACACUACUAAUCAAUGUGAACAUAUAUCUCAGGUUGUUCAGCCAACAUCCCACAAUUAAUGAUGAGCUUCCCAACCGCAUCCUGUCUGGAACAGUUCAGGUGAAACCCAACAUCCGCAGGUUUCAGGGGUCCAGUGUGGAGUUUGAUGAUGGAAGUGUCGUGGAAGACGUCGACCUGGUGGUGUUUGCCACAGGUUACAAGUUUUCCUUUCCAUUCCUGGCCUCACAAGUGGUCUCAGUGUCUCAGAACAAAGCAUCUCUGUACAAGUAUGUGUUUCCUCCUGAGAUGGACCGCCCCACUCUGGCUAUCAUUGGUCUCGUGCAGCCACUGGGAGCCAUUAUGCCCAUCUCUGAGAUGCAGGCCAGAUGGGCCACACGUGUCUUUAAAGGCUGCAUCAAGCUUCCCUCGAUGGCGUCCAUGCUAAAAGAUGUCGAGUGUAAGAAGGAGACAAUGGCCAGAAGGUAUGUCACCAGUCAGAGACACACCAUCCAGGUUGACUAUGUCAACUACAUGGAUGAGAUAGCAGAGCUGGUGGGAGUUCGCCCCAACUUCUUGAAGCUGCUGCUGACUGAUCCCAGGCUGGGACUGAAUGUGAUGCUCGGUCCCGGUACUCCGUACCAGUAUCGUCUCAAAGGGCCAGGAAAAUGGGCUGAAGCCCGCCAGACCAUCCUCACACAGUGGGAGAGAGUGGCUCAGCCCAUGCAGACCAGACCCUGCUGUGAUCCCGAACCCAAGAGAUCAUUUAUGUGGCCUCUGAUCCUGUCUGCUUCUGCUGUGGGCUUGGCUGCCUACGUUAACAGGAGCAACCUUCCAGAUUUCCUGCAGGAUCCCACUAUACUGUUGGAUAAGAUAAAAGCGUACCUGCCUGUAUAGUGAUGUGAAAUUCAUACUCGUUCCUCUCAUCGUCAUGUGUUCUUUUAACACAUUCAUCAUACAUGUUUGCUGUAUCUCCACUAAACUACACCAGCACCGAAAUGCAUUUACUAAAAUAUGCAAGUAGGGAUGGGUCACAAUUUUUGAAUUUUCGAAUAGUUGUUUUAUUUUGAAAAAUCGAUUUUUUAAUGCGACUAUUACUAUUCGCCGUCUUAUUUCUCCCCUUUAUUUGACAUGCAAUUCAGCUCCUAACCGCACGAGGGCAGUCUAGGAUUGCUACAGUGGUGUGAGAUGGGCUACCAGCUAGUUUGAUGCUCUUCUA